This is a messenger RNA of Varanus komodoensis (Komodo dragon), 2300 nucleotides long. It is a transcript of the gene CUNHXorf38, whose product is annotated as chromosome unknown CXorf38 homolog. The transcript has 7 exons. The record is from RefSeq and is a predicted model, not a curated record. NCBI's taxonomy places the organism in Eukaryota, Metazoa, Chordata, Lepidosauria, Squamata, Varanidae. Bases 13 to 981 code for a protein of 322 amino acids.
CUCGGGCGUGCCAUGGCGCUGGCGGAACUGGCUGCUCGGCUCAACUGCGCCGAGUACAAGAACUGGGUGAAGGCCGGGCACAGCUUGCUGCUUCUGCGAGGCGCCCUGCAGCGCUUUGCCCACGAGCAGGUCCACGCCUUCCACCGGCAGCUCGUCGCUCGCCUGGCUCCGCUGGGUGGCCGGUGCAGCGGGCGUUGCAUCCCCCGGGGCAAGCAGUUUCAGCCUUCUUGCUCAUUAUGUAAAGAAUGGAAGAAGGAGAUUUUGAAUCAUCACACUCACAGAAAUGGAGAGGUUCACUGGGGGAACUGCAGACCUUGGCUUUGGCCUUCAAACUCAUGGGAACUUGCAAAGGCUUACUUGCCUCGUGGGAAAGCUGAUAGUCCUGGCCCUGACAAGUGUGAUGCAUCAGCACUCUUGAACCUUUUCACCUUCUGUGAUUACUUCAGCGACAUUGAUCAGAAGAAAAUCAGAGAGGUGAUUAAAUGCCGCAAUGAACUAAUGCAUUCUUCAGAUAUGAAGGUAUCUUCUUCCUGGCUGAAAGAGUUUGGAAAACGUGUUCAAGAUUUGUUAACUGAAUUCCAGCAUGUUCCAGAGGCCGUGACAGCUUGUGUGAGGAUUGAAAAGCUUCUGUCAUCUGACUGGAACGUUCAUGUGCCAAGAGAAGAUCACCUUGAUGGAUUGGAAGGUGAAAUGAGCCAGAGCCAGAUUAGCGAAAUAGAAACAGAGCUGAUCAAAGAGAAACUUCAUGAAAUGAGCCUUCUCUUGGAAGAACAAGGAAUGAUGUCAGAAGAGGAUUUGAACAGAAUACAAAUUGCAAGGGAUUUCUUACACAACAAUCAUGAUCUUCAGAGGAGUUUGCACAGUGAAAUGCAGCAGCUUGAAGACAUAAUACAAGAGUUGUGCAGACAGAAAGCAUCAGUAAAAGAGGUCCAAGAAGUUAAUUACAAACAGGAGAAAGGUGAAGAUUUUCCGUUAGAAUAAACGAAGCACAUGGAAUGAAGAUUGCCACUUCUAUGGAAAUGCCAGACAUUAGUGUCAUAAAGGAACUUGUAGAAAGGUGAUCUCCUUUUAACCAUUCCCAAGAGAGGUGAAUUCAGUGGGGACAUACCAUAUUCUGUAGCAGUACCUCACCUUUGGAACUCUUUUCCUGAGCAAGUUAGGCUGGCCCUGCCACUAGUUGCUUUCCUCCCUCCAACAACCACCAACUUCAAGCCAUUCUCUGCAAAACUCUCUUAAUUGUUUCUCCACAUAAAUCAUCCAGUCAAGUCUCUGAGCAACACCCAAAGCAGUUUCUUGAACCCAACUUAGCUAUUAGUUCCCAAACUUCUCCUUACGAGCUUGCUCGUGAGCCAGCCCUUGGGGAGAGGUGACGGUGAGCACACCUUUUUUCUGCAUGCUUUUCAACCAGCUGGACUUCUCACCACUGCUACCGCUCAGCCAUGGAGUAUAGCUCUGUGUGGAGUGGCUAAUCUCUGCCUGAGGCUUCCCCAGCAUCAACAGCCCCUCUCACUUCCUGUAUCUCCAUACUGUUUCCAGAGUCUGCCUGAUCCACCUCCACUUCUGCCCUUGAAUUAUCAGCUCCUCCACCUCCUUGGGUGUGUCCCAGAACUUUGAACAUCUGGGUGGCCCUCAGUCCUACUGUGAUAUUCAUCUUUGGCAUCAGAGUCAGCAAAAGGGGCAUGGCUAGCUUCCCAUGGGAGUGUUUGCCAAAGUGCACCAGCCCACCUGUGCCCAGUUAGGCCCCUCCGUUGUUUCAUUUCAGGCAGAGUAUUAAGUCACCUUUGUUCCAUAUGACUUCUUACUAUUUUAUGGGUGCAAUUUGUGUAGUGGCCUGUGGCCUUCUAAACUUGGAGUGUUACAGGAUCCAGUUGAGGUGGGAAUUGCAUCUGUUCUUCCCUUGCUCUGAACAUAUUUAAAUAGCUUGCCCCUCCCCUCCCAGAGAUGCUCUUCUAUGUUCAGGGGCUCCGCUGGUGUGAAAAGAACCGGGCUGGCCAAGAGGGUGUGGGGGCACUUGGAAGGCUUCCUUGAGGUUACAGCAGGGACUCCAUCGUUUCCUAUGACUGCACGGGGAACAUCUGUUGGCCACUGGAUUGUAUCCUAAAUGUGUUAUCUUUACAUUCUGUUUUAAGAUUCUCAUUUUCUUAAUUCUGCUGAUUUAAAAAAAAAGUUUAAAAUUUUAUUAUAAUGUAAUUAUAAGCUACCUUAGGGACCCUAUUUGGACCAAACUGCAAAUUAUAAAACGUCAGAGAAUAAAUCUGAAGGGUGAAUUCCAUUAAACUCUUUUCUCAAAAUGUAGAAAU